AUGCGCGUGCGCUCCCUGUCGGAACAAGUAAUAUCCCAGGGAGGCGUGGCAUUGGCGAUAAGUGUUGAUAUCGUCAACGCCUUUAACUCCCUACCCUGGGAUGCAAUCAGGAGGGCACUCGCACAUCAUCAUGUGCCCCCUUACCUGCAAGGUAUUAUCGGGGACUACUUGCGCGACGGGUAUAUUCCGUACAUGGGGCAAGAUGGCAGGAAGAUCCGGAGGGAAAUCAAACGUGGGGUUCCACAGGGCUCGGUGAUGGGGCCGCUACUGUGGAACCUCGCCUGUGAUGUGGUUCUGCGAGUCGAUCUUCCCGCUGGUGUAGAUAUCGUCUGCUAUGCUGACGAUACAUUGGUGAUCGCCAGCGGGAUCACUUUCGAGAGGGCCAAGGAGCUCGCCGAACUCGGGGCGGAAGUCGUCGUUGCCAAAAUCCACGAGUUGGGAUUAGAAAUAGCGCCUCACAAGACCGAGGCCCUAUAG
Molecule: messenger RNA, 477 nt
Organism: Parnassius mnemosyne (clouded apollo)
Lineage: Eukaryota; Metazoa; Arthropoda; Insecta; Lepidoptera; Papilionidae
Source: the annotation of a GenBank genome assembly